Messenger RNA from Capsella rubella, 2672 nucleotides. RefSeq names its product QWRF motif-containing protein 9. Lineage: Eukaryota; Viridiplantae; Streptophyta; Magnoliopsida; Brassicales; Brassicaceae. Bases 787 to 2478 code for a protein of 563 amino acids. Gene Ontology annotation, cellular component: nuclear microtubule; centrosome; cytoplasm. The record is from RefSeq and is a predicted model, not a curated record. Gene Ontology annotation, biological process: centrosome cycle; spindle assembly. Gene Ontology annotation, molecular function: microtubule binding. The transcript has 6 exons.
AUUUAAAAACGUAGAAACAAAAAAAUUAUCGUUGAACCUAAAGAAAUACCAGUUAAAAUAUUACACGUAAAAGACUCUUUAUUUAUAGCCAAACAAAACAUAUGCAACUUCAAUUUCCUUCCGAUGUGGGAUACCAAAUGCAACAACACAUACAUCAUCAGUCACUCAUCACAAACUUGACAUUGCAACUUCCUUCCGAACAAUGCAACAAACACAUACUUCCUCAAUUGAUUUUUAAAAAUAUACAAAUUUAAACUAAUAGAAAUGGUAGGGGCUGCGCGAACGCAAACCCCCUCUGCCACAAAUAAUGACGCAGGCUCUUCCUCAUGGGAAGACCUUAAGCUAAGCACCCCUCCGUUAUGUGCAAUGGAGGUCACUAGCUUAGGCCACUCGUCUUCUUGAUCACAAGUUGACCCCGUCCAGGUAAGUGAUUUGAUCUUACCCACCACUACUCUAUUUAUACCCACGCUUCCUCAGUCAUUACUUCGGGUCUAUCCGAUGUGGGACUUUUUAUAGUUUUACGAGUUUUGCUUAUUUUUAAUUGAAGUAAGUAUUAAAAUGAGUCACGAAGACAGUUAUGCUCUCUCACCAACACUUCACGUAAUUAACUCCAAUCUCUCUCCCACCUUCACCAUCACCACAACACUAUUCUCUCGCCGGAGAUUUAUACUAUACAGUGCAUAAACUCACCCUAGUUUCGCCGGAGAUCUCUCAAACCCGUUGGAGAAAUCGAUAUUUCAUUACUAUACAAAUCACAUUCAUAACUGAGGCGAUGUUGAUUUCUCAAUGUCGGAGAUGACUGCUGCGAUUUCGCCGUCUAGUUUCAAUGCUAAUGGUAAACAGAACAAACCGCCGUUGUUUUCAUCGGAAUCGCCACAUCGCCGACCGAAAUCACGAGAUGUGCCGUCGCGGUACCUUGGUGGUGCUUCCUCUUUUUCGUCGUCGUCGGUGUUUAACCAAUCGUCACCGUCCUCGGUUAAGAGAUGUCAAUCGCCGGUUGUUACUCGACCGGUGAAUCCGUCGGUUGCUUUAAAUCGGUCGAAAUCAACACCGCGUCGUGAGCCAUUAGAUCGACGAGGUAGUGGUGGUAGUGGUGGAGAGGUUUCUUCAGCGCAGAGAAUGUUGUUGACUUCUGGGAGAAGCUUGUUUGCUUCGUUUCAGGCGGAUUCGUUUACAGGGAAUUCAUCGCCGAUUACUCCAGUAGAGAAGAAGAAGAAGAAGAAGACGAUUUCGACGGCAACAGCAUCUAGGAGUGGUGGUGGAUCGAAGUUGAAGGUAUCUGAGCAAUGGCCUAGGUCUUUACAACCUAGUUGUUUGAGUAGAAGUUUGGACUUUACAGAUACUAGGAAGAAACUGAACGGAUCUGGUAAUGGUGUAGCUAGAGCUCUGCAGAACUCCAUGGUGAAUAAUAGACCAAUGACGAGAGAUUCAUUGAGUGUUGAUUUAGAGACUGAGAGUGUUUCUUCUGGAAGCUCUAAUGGAAGAGUGAAAAUGUUACCAGCUCGUGGCAGUAGAGUUUCGCAAUUGACUAGUAAUCGGUUGCAGCAGCCACGGUUAGAGCCUGGCUUACUGGUUGCGAAAUCUAAUGGAGUGAGGAAGAUAUCUGUGGAUAGUCAUGUAUUGUCCCCAAAAGGAAGCCAAUUGUUUCCAAAAAGUGAGCAGAUUCGACCUGCUUCACCUGGAAAAUUUGGUAUGACUGCAGCUUUGUCGAGUCCGAGAGGAACCAGCAUUGCUAGAGGAAUAAGCCCUUCGAGAGGCGUUGUUCCUACAAGAGGGAUGAGUCCUUCAGGCAGGAUGAGCCCACUAAGAGUGAGAAGCUCGCUGAGUAAAAACAUGCCUUUGGGUCUGAAUUUUGCUGUGGAUGUUAAAGAAAAGAUCAGAGAUAAUGGGGCUAUUGAUGCUCACUUGUUGAAGGUAUUACACAAUAGGGUGCUGCAAUGGCGAUUUUCGAAUGCACGAGCAAAUGAUGUUAUCUCUGCACAAAAGAUUAAAGCGGAGAGAAGACUGUACAAUGCAUGGAUAAGUAUCUCUAAGAUGUAUGAUUCUGUUAGAGCAAAAAGAAUUGCAUUGCAGAACCUGAAGCAGAAUUUGAAACUUAUAUCUAUCCUCAAUAGGCAGAUGGGAUAUCUAGAAGAGUGGUUGGUUAUGGACCGGGAUCAUAUGGGUUCCUUAGUAGGAGCUGUUGAAGCGUUGAAAGGCAGCACACUUUGUCUACCUGUUGACUGCGGCGCCAUGGUAAACGUACAAAGUGUUAAGGAUGCCAUUUGCUCAGCAGUUGAUGUUAUGCAGGCAAUGGCAUCUUCCAUAUGCUUGUUGCUGCCAAAGGUUGGAAAAAUAAGCAUCUUGGCAGCAGAACUUGGCAGUGUAAAUGUCAAGGAGGAAGGGAUGCUCGACGCGUGUCGAGACCUUCUAAACACAAUCUCAGCUCUGCAGGUUACAGAAUGCAGUUUGAGGACACAGAUUACACAGCUACGAUAGUAAAGUGCCCAAGUUAACAAAACGAGUAAAGUAAGUAAGAAAGCUACUCAUAAUGGUCAAUUUUUGAGUUAUGAGAAUGUAAGAAGAUCAUCUAAUUUUAUAUAGAGAGGCCAAUUCAAUUUAUAGUUUAACAACAACAACAAGUCAGAUUGUAAAUAUUCAAGUCGUGUUUUAAUCAAAUUUAAUUUGGUUAA